Molecule: messenger RNA, 3890 nt
Organism: Choloepus didactylus (southern two-toed sloth)
Lineage: Eukaryota; Metazoa; Chordata; Mammalia; Pilosa; Megalonychidae
Gene: EBAG9
Product: estrogen receptor binding site associated antigen 9
Exons: 7
Coding region: 474-1157 (227 amino acids)
Cellular component (GO): secretory granule
Source: RefSeq, a predicted model, not a curated record
GUCUUCCCGGCCCCCAUCCCUCUCCGACCCCCACCCUGGCCUUGGGGUUGUCAUCUACCCUUACCCCUUCAGCCCUCCUCCUCGUCCGGCACUUCCCGCUUCCCACCUUUCUUUUCGCCUCUCUGCCAGGCCUGCUUCACUAAGCACGACAGCCAGUCUUGGGUACUGUUUCCGGGUCACGGUGAUCUCCGGGGUGAGGGAAACGCAGUUGGGACCCGGCCUGGGCGUGCAGCCCUGAGCAUGCCGCGCUCACGCGUGGAGAGAUGGGCCUGCGAGGGCACCGGUCCGAAGAACCGGACCCCAACUGCUCCUCCAGCAGAGAAAUUUGCCGGUUUUUACUGCCCUUCCUCUACAGACUCCUCACCUCCCCCCCAAGAUAAAUUUUUCCAAAAUUCAAAUCCCAGCCCACCCCGCAUCCCUCCAGCCACUAGAGCGUUUCGCAUGGCGCCGGAUUGUGUAACCUGAACCCGCUUAUGUCGUUUUUCUCAUCUGUUCAGUGGGUUUUGAUUCCCACCAUGGCCAUCACACAGUUCCGGUUAUUUAAAGUUUGUACUUGUCUAGCAACAGUAUUCUCAUUCCUAAAGAGAUUAAUAUGCAGAUCUGGCAGAGGACGGAAAUUAAGUGGUGACCAAAUAACUUUGCCAACUACAGUUGAUUAUUCAUCCGUUCCUAAGCAGACAGAUGUUGAAGAGUGGACUUCAUGGGAUGAAGAUGCACCCACAAGUGUAAAGAUUGAAGGAGGGAAUGGGAAUGUGGCAACACAACAGAAUGCUUUGGAACAGCUGGAACCUGACUAUUUUAAGGAUAUGACACCAACUAUAAGGAAGACUCAGAAAAUCGUUAUUAAGAAGAGAGAACCAUUAAAUUUUGGCAUCCCAGAUGGCAGCACAGGUUUCUCUAGUAGAUUAGCAGCUACGCAAGAUAUGCCUUUUAUUCAUCAAUCUCCUGAAUUGGGUGACUUAGAUACCUGGCAAGAAAAUACCAAUGCGUGGGAGGAAGAAGAAGAUGCAGCCUGGCAAGCAGAAGAAGUUCUGAGGCAGCAGAAAAUAGCAGACAGAGAAAAGAGAGCAGCAGAACAACAAAGAAAGAAAAUGGAAAAGGAAGCCCAGCGGCUAAUGAAGAAGGAACAAAACAAAAUUGGUGUGAAACUUUCAUAACAAAUGAUCAUCAGAUGUCAUCGUGCCAGGAGGGGAAAUCUGAGCUCCACAAUGCAAGCAACAUUUGUGUGGAUUUAAGAGUAUUUUCAGAAUACGAGCAUGCUGCUUGAUUUUAAUGCAUUCAUCAGGUCAUCCAGGACACCAGGAUUCUCCCAGAGUACUUUGAACUCUUAAUGGUUGAAACUUAAAAAAGCAAAAAAAGGCCUUUGAGACAACAUUUUAUUCAACAUGCUCCAAUUAUGAGACAGUUGAUUGCUGUAGAGAAAUAAUUACAAAUGGAAUAUACAAGUACCUCUUCAAGCUAGUGUUUCUAGCUAAAUAAAUGGGUGUAAAUAAUUUUACGGUGGAAAAGAACUCUGCUAUUAAUGCUUUUCUUCAGUGUGCAUAAUGAUAAAAUAAAUAAUUUUAAAUACCAUCUUGCUUCCAUGAUUACCUGAUCUAAAUCAGACAAACUGUACAGUUUUAAUUUCCUUAUUUUUGUUGUCAUAAGCUGUUGUUUGCAUACAUUUCCUCACAUUUGAAAAGGUAUUGUUUUUGUUUGGUACAACAUUAAGCAAUUUGAUGAUUUUGAUUUUUGUUGAAGAAAAUGACAUUAAAUGCAAUAAUUUUAUUAUAAAGAUUUUCUACAUCUUUUCUUUUAGAUGGCGUUGCAAUGUUGUUAUACAUAUUUGUAAUUUAUAUUGCAUGUAUAAAAAUAUUGCAGAUCACUUAAAAUGAUAGAUUUGUUUUACAUUAUUAUAACAUGUGGGUGUUUAAAACUAGUAUCUAGUGGUUUUUCCCUUUCAUUGUAGAUUUUAAGAUGUAUGGUUUCUAUACGUACCUUUGUUCUUCCCUUCCCCCACUCAAAGUCAUUAGUUUACAAAUGCAGAAAGCCAUCAGUUGUAUUUCAAAGCUUUUAGAUGAUUUCUGUAUCAAUUUUGUAUAUCUGACAUAAUGUAGGCUACCUGUGUUGUUGGCUAGAUAACAUUAUUGAUUCAUUAAAUUAUAAACCAAGAUAAGAAUAAUAAUAUUUUUAUUUAUGGUUAUUGACUGGUUCCAAAAUAAUAUCUUUAAGAAUUAAAUAUAUACUAUGUUCAUUAGGGAAAAAUUUAGACUUGAUAGUUGAAAAUUCCAUCGACUAUUUCUCUACAACUAAAAUAAAUUCAGCCUGAUUUCCUAUGGCUGUAGAAGUUUUAAUUUCUUAAAAUUAACAUUUUGUGGAUUGUUAAAAUGUCAUAUACAAUUUAUAGCCCAAACACUGUUAGUAUAUUUGAAUUAAAGUAUUUCACAGUUAAAUCAUAAGUUAUACAGUGAGAGCCCCCUAUGUCCUUUGUCUAAGCUUCCAGACACUAUAUGUGAUUGUAGAAUCAGUUAAAUUUAACUUUGGUAAAAAAACUUCUGGUUAUAAUCCAAAACCACAUUUUCGGUUAUCACGUUUAUUAGAGAUUUCUGCCAAUAAACUCCCAAUUAAAUAGAAUUAGACUCAAAUUUUUAAUAAUUUUAUUCUCUUUCCUCAGUUGUGUUUUUUAGUUAUUAUGGGAAUGCUACAUGAUUUCUGUAAAUUUGGAGUUCGUAAAAGAUAACUUACUUUAGUAAAAUUAAUUUUACUUCUCUCCAAUAGUUGGCAAGUAUUGAAGGUCUGCUUCACUCAUGAUUUUCAUGAGUGAGGUUUUUGGUUUUGUUGUUUAUUUAGAAAUAAAGAUUGUUGUAGAAGUUAUAGUUUUCAUGAUUAAAGAAGAAAUAGACUUCGCAUUGAAAAAAUAGACAACAGUUCUGGAAAUUUUUGACCUCUGUUGGUAUGGAAACUUAAGUUCCUGAACCGAGUCUGAGUAUAUUAUAGUCCCCAAAGAAGUCAUUGAGUUAUAGACACGUGAUAAAUUCUUCACGGUGGCAAACUGGCCCCUUUUGCUUUUUCAUUUGUGGCUUCUGUUUCUGUUUUCUUCAUUUCAGUAUAGAUGUGUCAGUUUUAAAAUCUUACUGGUAGAAGUAAAGAAGAAAUACAGGCAGGCAAAGAUAGAAUUAGUGAAGUGCUAUCCAUUAUCUGAAUUGUGCAUUUCAUCUACUGAGAUACCAAAUAAUCAAAGACAUGCGAAACUUAUUUUGUGUUUUUUUAAUUUAUAAAUUCGUGGUUCUAGACAUUUUUUCUUUUAUUAAGCUUUAUCUAGGGAUAUCCUUUAGUUGUAUUUUAGCUCUUCAUUUUGGUAGCAUAUUUAAGUUAACAUUUAGAAAUGACCAUUUAAAAUUCAACUUCUGAAAUUCCUCAGUUUUGACAUGUACUUGCUUCUGGCCAGGGCAGUGAUUAUUCUUGGGUGGAGAAGACUGGUGGUUGGGAAGAAGGUGGUAGCUAUAGAAACUGACAUCUGGAUUGAGCUUCAAAAACUACUCCGAGUUUACACUAUACUGUAAACCUAACCAUGGCCAAUGUUCUAAAAAAGCCUAAAUUUUGUCAGUAAUGACAUUUUAGAACUAAUGUACACGUUUGAUCCUACAUAGUUCAGAAUUGGAAUAAUCUAUUGCAAUGUCUUCGUAAUUUUUAGCCGUUUGUUCAAAGGAAAACUUUCAUAAAUGGGUAAGCAAAUACAACAGUUACAGGCUAAGAGGAUCUAGCUGAAGUCAAGUGUGGGGGAGUUCCAAGAUUGUUCCAGGGCAGGGGCUUCUACCCUCUCAAGUGAAUUGCAGGGCUAAAAAAAUGUUCAGUCCAUCAAGAGCAUAUUUUUGUAGCUAAUAACUUAAUAAAUUUCUUUUUCCCAUUUA